UCAUUAAAAAAAAAGUGAAACAGAAGAAGAGUGAAUUGUCAAAAAUCAAUUUCGGAUUUGGAAAGCACCAAUUUUCUAAAUUUCGAACUGCCCCCAUGUUAUACAACAACAUUUAAGUCCUACAAUCAAAAAGUCGUACAAAUUUUGCUUAUUUUUAAUUUAGAAGUAUGGCUUUGCGUUCACACCAUAUGAGGUAUUUUAGGUUAUGUUCGAACAUCAAUAACUUUGGUUUUGUAAGAUUUUCUUCCACCGCUGGAGUCUCAAAGAAAGGAUUAGUCUUGGGCGUUCGUACCAGUAGUACUGAUGAAGUCAUACUAACUCCGGCAGCAACAAAAUAUAAUGAAAUAACUCAAGGAAAGCUCCUACAACAAUUCAAACUGUCAGUCAUGAUUUAAUGACCACACAGUUGUCGCAUCACAAAAAUGGCAUCAAGUCGUGAUGGCAGGAGCAGUUCUGCUUCGUCUCACAGUGGUUCCAAUAUACCGCAAAACCGACCGUCUAUUCGUACCCCGAAACGCCCACGUCCUACCACAAGUAACGCUUUAGAUGAGAAAAACUCUGAUUUUCUAUGUCCAGUGUGUUUCAAUUUGAUCGAAGAGGCUCACGUCACUAAAUGUGGCCAUACUUACUGUUACAAUUGCAUAGUUAAGACUAUUGAAACGCAAAAAAGAUGUCCUAAGUGUAAUUUAAAUCUAAGUUUAGAAGAGAUAUUUCCGAAUUUCUUGUUGAAUGAACUGAUAAAGAAGCACAAACUUCGUUUGAACGGAUACGAAGCUCUUGGAUUGACAAGAGACAGUUCCGGUGAGUUUACUGCUACUGUCGAUGGAUUAAGAGAUUUCGUGGCUAGCGAGUCUCAGAAUCUAACACUUCCAGAUGUGAAUGUUAUGUUAGAAGUACUCACUCAACGGAAACAACUUUUGGAAGCUGAAUCGUGCGCUGCUCAAAAUAAACUUCUGUUAGAAUUCCUCAAGCACUUGCUCCUUCAGAAAAAAGAAAGGCAGACACAGAUAGCUAAGGAAAUUUGUAUUAUUGAGCAAGAUAUUGAGCAGGUUGGCAAAAAGAUCAAAGAAGUGCAUAGUAAAUGUCCUACGCUGGAAGAAGUAGAGAGGACGGCCGCUGGAGCUUCAGAAACAGAUGCUUCAGCGGUAAAUGCGAUGAAAAAGGAAAUGAUCGAGAUUAUAGAUAAUAUUGGCAGAAAAGAAGAAGAUACAAAUACUUCCCUAGCCAUGAGGCGUAGACGAAUGCACGCAUACUUUGACGAUUUCGUUGAAUGCUACUUUUGUCAUCGUUCUAAAGAGAUGUUCUUUGGUAAAGAAGUCACUGAUAAGACAAAAUCCGCCUCAGAGAUUAACGUUGGGUUGGAUCUUUUCCGAGAGAGCUUGAUCAAAUUUUCCACGUACAAUUCUCUACGAGUACUCGCCACAUUAAAUUACUCGAGUGAUCUAUUUAAUAAUUCGACUAUAGUGUCCAGUAUAGAGUUUGAUAAGGAUAACGAAUUCUUUGCCAUAGCCGGUGUAACCAAACGAAUUAAGGUGUUUGAGUAUGGUGGAGUCAUUAAAGAUAUUGUCAGCGUCCACUACCCAUGUGUCGAAAUGGUAUCCCGAUCAAAAAUAUCGUGUGUCAGCUGGCACACGUACCACAAAAGUACCCUCGCCUCCAGCGACUACGAAGGUACCGUAACCAUAUGGGACGCCUCAACCGGCCAGAGGACGAAGACUUAUCAGGAACACGAGAAGCGUUGUUGGAGUGUAGAUUUUAACUGUGUAGAUACUAGACUAAUAGCAUCGGGAUCUGACGAUGCAAGAGUUAAGCUGUAUUCUUUGAAUGAAGAGCAUUCUAUUGCUACGUUAGAGGCCAAAGCAAACGUUUGUUGUGUCAAAUUUAACCCUAAAAGUUCGUCACAUUUAGCAUUCGGUAGUGCAGAUCACUGUGUUCAUUAUUAUGAUCUAAGAAACAUGAAAGAAGCAGUCAACGUUUUUAAAGGACACAAGAAAGCUGUGAGUUACGUAAAGUUUUUGAAUAGCGAAGAAAUAGUAAGCGCGUCGACUGAUUCUCAGUUGAAGAUGUGGAGCAUUAACAGUCCGUAUUGUUUGAGAUCAUUUGUGGGCCACGUCAAUGAGAAGAAUUUCGUCGGCUUGGCUACUGAUGGAGAGUAUGUGGCCUGUGGCUCAGAAAACAACGCCCUCUACGUGUACUACAAAGGUCUGAGCAAAAAACUGUUUAACUACAAAUUUGAGGCUGUAGAGGGCGUAUUGGAACAGGAAAGAAGGGAAGACGAUAUGAAUGAAUUCGUAUCUGCGGUAUGUUGGAAGCAGAGCUCGAAUGUGAUUGUUGCAGCUAAUAGUAGAGGAAUUAUCAAUGUCUUAGAACUGGUGUAGUCAUUUUAUGUUUAGUUAAUUUCGAUGGACGUUUACAAUUAAGAUGAGUAUAUGGAUAUAAACUGCGCGUCAUAGAAAACGGGCACCCUAAAAAAUGGGUCCUGUUGUCCGAUUUAAAUGAUUUUUUGAAUAUGUUAUAGCCCUAUUCUUUGUCAAUAUCUUUGUAAUAAUAUUUUUGCAAAACAGGUAAAUUUUCAUUGUAUACCGGGUGUACGAAUCAAACUGUGUUUUUUUCUCAAAGUUCGCAACACCCUGUGGAUUAUUCUAGUAUUCAUAAAAUACUGAAAUUAAAAUUCGACUAUAGCCUCAGGUUUUCUUAACAUUCUGUUUUUUGAUUCAUUCGCUUAUGUUGGAUAAUACAAAAGUUAUGUACUUGAACAACUAGCCAUGUUCUUCAUCAGUACAGGGUGUUAUAAGUCUAAAGUGUUUUCGGGACUAAAUAAGUUCGACAAACUUUAAGGGGUAAUUCUGCAUUAAAAAUAAUGACAGUUUGCUUUAUAAUCAUAUAUCCGCAAAAGCUUCGUUUCCGAGAUACGGGAUGUUAAAUUUUUUCUUACAAACUGAUGAUUUAUUUAUUGCUUUAAAACCGGUUGAGAUAUGCAAAUGAAAUUUGGUAGGUUUUAAGAGAUGGUUAUUGCGCAUUUUUUGACAUUCAACUAAGAAUUUUAUAUUCACUAUUGGAGCGCAUACGGGUAAUAUGACCGAUCAUAUUAUUCGUAUGUACGCCAAUGGUGAAUAAAAAAUUCUUAAUUGUAUAUCAAAGAAUGUUCAAAAAUUACGCCUUAAAACCCACCAAAUUUCAUUUGCAUAUCUCAACCGGUUUUAGGGCAAUAAAUAAAUCAUCAGUUUUUAAGAAAAAAUUCAACAUCCUGUAUGUCGGAAACGAAGCAUUUGCGGACAUAUGUUUAUAAAGCAACCGGUCAUUAUGUUUUCAUGCAGAAUUACCCCUUAAAGUUUGUCGUACUUCUUUAGAAACACCCCGUACUGAUAAAGAGAAUGCCUAGUUGUUAAAGUACAUAACUUUUGUACUAUCCAUCAUAAAUGAAUGAAUAAAAAAAAAGAGUGUUAAGAAAACCUGAGGCUAUAGUUGGGUUUUAAUUUCAGUAUUUUAUAAAUGCUAGAAUAUGCCACAGGGUGUUGCGAACUUUGAGAAAAAAACACAGUUUGAUUCGUACACCCGGUAUAUAAUGAAAAUUUACCUGUUUUGCAAAAAUAUUAAUACAGUAAUAUUGACAAAGAAUAGGGCUAUAACAUAUUAAAAAAAUCACUUAAAUCGGACAACAGGUUUAGGAGAUACGCGACAUCAAAAAUGACCCAUUUUUUAGGGUGCCCGUUCUCUAUGACGCGCAGUUUAUUAUAGUUAUAUACAUCUGUGUCUCAAGUUAUUCCAGAAUUUUAUUUAUUGUAAGAAAUCAAAAUCUUCUAUAUGAUUAUUAGGCAAUUUUAUGAAAUAAAAAGAUUCAAAAAUA
Diabrotica virgifera virgifera (western corn rootworm) is the source of this 3847-nucleotide messenger RNA. Its product is annotated as E3 ubiquitin-protein ligase COP1. Gene Ontology annotation, cellular component: cytoplasm. The record is from RefSeq and is a predicted model, not a curated record. Gene Ontology annotation, biological process: proteasome-mediated ubiquitin-dependent protein catabolic process. The transcript is spliced from 4 exons. NCBI's taxonomy places the organism in Eukaryota, Metazoa, Arthropoda, Insecta, Coleoptera, Chrysomelidae. Gene Ontology annotation, molecular function: metalloaminopeptidase activity; protein binding; manganese ion binding. The coding region runs from base 423 to 2378 and encodes 651 amino acids.